AAAAUAAAGCUCGUAAAGUUCAUUUUGGACUAAAUAAUUACCAGCAGGGAUAUCACUGUUGUCUCUCUUCCCGGUAUUGCAGAAGACAAAUGUGAAGGUUGUCUUCCUCAAAACUGUGUCCGAUUUGUAGUUCCAUCAGAGGUAACUUCGAAACCUUAAAAGGGCAAAAUCACUUUCAGAUGUCUCGGUUCAGUCCGACCUAUGAAGAUCAACAUCACCCACAAAACCCAGUCAUUCAACAGCAGCGAGUUAUAAUACAGAGCAACCAUGGGGACAAGCUUGUGGGGAUAUUGCAUGAAACAGGUUCUAAAGAACUUGUAAUCUUGUGCCAUGGAUUUAGAUCCUCAAAGGAUCGCAUUCCUAUGGUAAAUCUUGCUGCUGUUCUAGGGAAAGCAGGAAUUAGUGCCUUCCGCUUUGACUUUGCUGGCAAUGGGGAGAGUGAGGGCAUGUUUCGGUAUGGUAGCUAUCAUAGAGAAGUUGAUGAUUUACGUGCUGUAGUCCAAUACUUUUGUGGGGAGAAACGUGCUAUAGUUGCAAUUAUUGGACAUAGUAAAGGAGGAAAUGUAGUGCUAUUGUAUGCUUCGACAUAUAAUGAUGUUUGUAAAGUUGUUAAUAUUUCUGGCCGCUUCAAUUUGAAGAGAGGCAUUGAAGGUCGCUUGGGUAAAAACUUUUUAGAAAGAAUCAAGCAAAAUGGAUUCAUUGAUGUUAAGAACAGAAAGGGAAAAGUAGAUUAUCGGGUGACUGAAGAAAGUUUGAUGGACCGCCUAACAACCGAUACACAUGCAGCAUGCCUAUUGAUACCCAAUUCCUGCAGGGUUUUGACAGUUCAUGGUUCUGCCGAUGAAAUGGUACCUUUUGAAGAUGCGAAGGAAUUCAACAAGUACAUAUCUAAUCACAAAUUACACAUCAUAGAAGGAGCAGAUCAUGAAUACACUUCACAUCAAGAUGAAUUAGCUUCAAUAGUUUUCGACUUCAUUACAGUUAAUCCGCCGCAAGAUAAAGAUACACCUCCACAAUUACUACUUCCAUUCACGAGAAACAAAUUCAUCCAUUCGCGAUUCUGAUUCUUAUCAAUGUUGGUAGAAAUGAAGAACCUGCUGCACAACCGGAGGAAAUAAGUAUUGGAAUAUUCUGAGGUGGCUUAAAGAGGUUCUAUGGCAACAUUUGAUGUUGAUUUCAUUGCUACAAAUUCGGAGCUGCCAACAGACCAAGCUGCAAAAGAUAUUUCUGUGGCCUACCCAUUCUGGAUUUGGAUUUGUAAUUUUGUUUUGUCAUGUGGGUUACAAAAUUUAGGUUCAGAUUAGCAAAAAUGUACAUUUAUAGUGGACAAGUUGGUGCCCUACAUUUUACGUUCAUUCUUCACAUUUAACUGUUCAAGAAACGGACUUUUGUACAAAGAACUACUCUUCACAUUCAACUGUUCAAGGAACGGACUUGUGUACAAAGAACUACUCAUGUUGAUUGAUUUCUUUCAUCAUUUCCCAUAUAAUCAUGAAACUAUAGUUAGUUCUGGGAA
Camellia sinensis is the source of this 1516-nucleotide messenger RNA. RefSeq lists its product as uncharacterized. Lineage: Eukaryota; Viridiplantae; Streptophyta; Magnoliopsida; Ericales; Theaceae. The record is from RefSeq and is a predicted model, not a curated record.